Plasmodium knowlesi strain H is the source of this 1266-nucleotide messenger RNA. RefSeq lists its product as uncharacterized. Lineage: Eukaryota; Apicomplexa; Aconoidasida; Haemosporida; Plasmodiidae. The transcript is spliced from 2 exons. The record is from RefSeq and is a predicted model, not a curated record. Bases 1 to 1266 code for a protein of 421 amino acids.
AUGAUAUCUCUUAGGAAACUUCCUCUAUUCAUCUUUGUUGUAUACUCCUGGCAAUGUUCCGGCAACUAUGUGAGUGCAUUAAGCACAUUAAACGAUGAUGAUGCUACUUCUAUGGAAAGUCUAUUUACCAAAGUGCAGAAGACCAAAUUUGAUAAGAAUGGGAACUCUGACAAAUUAACCAAUUAUGACAAUUCCAUGGAAAGUCUAUUUACCAAAAUGCAGAAGACCAGAUUUCCCCACUAUUCUGAUGACUUGUCCACGAAUUAUGACACUUCUAUGGAAAGUCUAUUUACAAAAGUGCAGAAGACCAGAUUUCCCCAAUAUUCUGAUGACUUGUCCACCAAUUAUGACACUUCUAGGGAAAGUCUCUUUCCCCAAAUGAGAGAUGUUCAUGGUGAUGACCAUGACUACUUCCACCAUAAUGGUCGUCAUCAUCCUCAUCAUCAACAUCAUCAUAAUGGUCAUCAUUAUGAUGACAAAUCAACGAAUUAUGACAGUUCCAUGGAAAGUCUCUUUCCCGAAAGGAGAGAUUUUCAUGGUGAUUAUGAAGAUACUAUAACCACAGACACUUACUCACAAAAAGGUGGAUACGUGGACAAACAUAACUACAAUUUUGGCGAAGAUUUCUAUCAUGUAAUGUACAAAAAUAAUGGAUAUGAAAAGACAAAGGCAAAGGCCAAAACAGGAGUGCAUUUACCCAUGUUAGAUGAAUAUCCCACAGAGGAACAUGAAUAUUAUAACAAUUCUAAAAAUGGUAGAAGAAUUAAUAGUAUAAAGCAGAAAAUAUACAGGAAUAUGCCUUUUAUACGCAAGUUUUUUAACAAAAUUGAUGCCAAACUCGAAUCAGAAAUUAGACGUUAUUUAAACAUUAAGGAGAAAGAAAAACAUUAUUAUCCAGUCAGAAAAGUAAAUGGGACACGAAAAUUUUUUAAUUUUCUCAGCAAGUACAGAGUGUUCGUCCUGCUUGGUGUGGUCGGAAUAGUUUCCUCGCUAUCUCCAGUAUUACUACGAAUAGUGGAAUUAUAUGGCGUAUCGCCUUCCCUGUCUCUUCUAUCCGGCUUAGCUGCAUCUGCAGGAAUAAUUACCUGCAUGGUAUUUAUUCCCAUAUAUUAUUUUUUGCCUUUUAUGAUUGCUGCUUUGGUCUUCGGUGGAUAUGAUUUUUUGGUAUUGUACUAUACGCGUAAAUUAGACAAAAUAAAGCGUUCAAGGGAACAGUUCGAUAAAUCAUUCCCGAAAGUGGAAUGGAAAAAAAUUAAGGGCUACUAA